Molecule: messenger RNA, 672 nt
Organism: Dujonia railenensis
Lineage: Eukaryota; Fungi; Ascomycota; Pichiomycetes; Serinales; Debaryomycetaceae
Source: the annotation of a GenBank genome assembly
AUGGCACCACUUUAUCCCUUGACGACUUAUGGAAAAGUGAAGUUUUUUUACUAUUGUGCAUCAUUUACACUUUGGUUUUGUUGCUUUUGCAGGUUCCUUAUAUUGUUACCAUUGGUUGGUAGAAGAUUUCUUCCAGGAGGAAUGGCAGAUUUCUUCCACGUAGUAUCAGCACUACCACUAAUCGGUAAUGUGCUAAAUAUGCAAUCAUCUGGAUGGAGGGGCUCGAGCUUUUACUGGUCCUACUUCAACUCCCUCAAGAUGAUAGCUCUUUGCUACUUGGUGAUUUUUCCACAUCCCAAGAUUGCGAAACAUACGUCAUACUCUUUCCUUAUCCUGUCAUGGUCAGUAUCCAAUAUAAUCCAUACUGCGUACUAUGCUUUCAAGACCAAGACCCGCACAUCUCCACAAUUCCUCUUCUGGUUGAAGUAUCACCAUUUUUAUGUAACAUUUCCUUUAGGACACCUCGCUGAGAUGGUACUUUUGUUCUUGAGCUUAAUAUUUGUAGAGGAUGAUCUGUGGUUUGAAUUGAUUUUGAAGGGCAUAUUAUUGAGUUAUAUUCCCAUAGGAUAUUUCUACUGGGGUCAUUUAAAGAAUAAAAAGAAGAAGAAAUAUGAUAAGAUUAUGGAGAAAAGGGUGCAUGACAAAACAAGCAACCCACCUGGAUCGACCUAA